Microstroma glucosiphilum is the source of this 778-nucleotide messenger RNA. RefSeq names its product D-tyrosyl-tRNA deacylase. Gene Ontology annotation, molecular function: D-tyrosyl-tRNA(Tyr) deacylase activity. The coding region runs from base 119 to 727 and encodes 202 amino acids. Lineage: Eukaryota; Fungi; Basidiomycota; Exobasidiomycetes; Microstromatales; Microstromataceae. Gene Ontology annotation, biological process: tRNA metabolic process. The transcript is spliced from 4 exons. Gene Ontology annotation, cellular component: cytoplasm. The record is from RefSeq and is a predicted model, not a curated record.
AGGCGAAAUCGGGGGAGCGGAAAGGGGGCGGAAGAAGAGGGUGCAAGUCUGUUCCCCUCCACUGCACACUGAUAGCUCUCAAAUAGGACCUAGAGGGCACUGACAGCAAGAGGUAUAGAUGAAAGCGGUACUGCAGAGAGUCAAGGGGGCUUGUGUGCAUGUCGAUGGGAAGCUUGUGUCCAGCAUCGGACCGGGCAUCGUAGCCCUCAUCGGCAUCGGCACAGACGACACCAUGGACGAAGUGGUUCCGCUUGCCAACAAGAUCCUUAGUCUCAAGCUCUGGAACGAAGGACAGAAAGCUCCGCACAUCGUCACGCCUUCUCAUUACCCGCCAUCUACAGGGAGCGCUGCCGGACCAGCUGCAUCCAUGGACCCUGCAGUAGCAGAAGCGCCGGCUGGUGAUACGGCUGCGACGAGUCGCAAAGAGGAGGUGUGGGGCGGUAAGCCUUGGAAGGCGAGCGUGGUAGAGCUGGGAGGGGAGAUCCUCUGUGUCUCCCAAUUCACUCUCCACGCUCGUACAGCCAAGGGCACCAAGCCCGACUUUCACAAGUCCAUGGGAGGCAGCUCUGCCCUGCCAAUCUACCAAGCUCUCCUCUCCCGUUUGGGACAGGUGUACGAUGCGAAUAGGAUCAAGGAUGGCGCAUUUGGGGAAAUGAUGGACGUGACGCUCACCAACGAUGGACCGGUGACACUCAUUGUGGAUACCAGGGAUUCGCGGUCAGGAUAGACUUGGGCCGUGGAAGGUAACGGGUGACGGUCGUUUAACAAGUAAUGACAA